GAAAGAGUCACAAGCGGCGAUGAUCGCGCAGGCCCGGCCCACAGCGCACGGGGGAGGUGACAAGACUCAAGGCUGCGGGGAGAGCAGCGCGGAGCUGAAUCUGACGUGCAAGUUUUGACGUCAACAACGGAAGUGGCAUUUCUGAGGUGUCUACUGAUGUCAUCGUGACACAAGACGAGAGGCCACUGUGGGAAGGGGAGAGAGAUAUGGAGAUGGAUAGGAGGGGUAUGAACGAUAUCACUCUGACAUCAUAGAGGCUCUUAUAUACUGGGUGGAAUGGAGCCCACCAAUCCACACUUCACUUCUGAGGAACCCAAGAGGAGACACAGCCAACAGGUUGAACAAGAAACCAAGGGGACAGCAUUGACUUCUGCAGGAAGUGCUCCUCUGUGAUCAUCUCUUUAUUUUCCCCAUACUUCUCUCUGCUUUGCCAUUUGUUAUAUACCCUUUUUUGACCUCUAACCCUAUGGACUUGGGCCUGUCUUAAAUGUGUAACGACUGUGGGACUACUACCAACAAGAUGCAGAUGCAGCUAACCUUCAUAAUGCUACUAUUUUUAUUUUAUAGCGGACUAUGCUCAGAUAUAGACCACGGGAAAAGGGCAAUAGAAGAAAAGGUACUGAGAAGUCUCCUCACAUCAAAGGUAAAGCAGAGCAAGCACAUCGCCCCCUUGUGGCAACUGCCUCUUCAGGAUUUGUGCAGGAUGAUGGGCAGUCUUGGGGACGCAUUGCAAGAGGCCUGGGGCAUCGAGGAGAAGGAUGAAACAGAGCCUGACUAUGAUCAAAGUGUAUCUGGUACAUUCGCCCAAAUGCUCGUGGAACUACGUGACCUUCAGAACCUCUGUAGGGUACUGGAGCCCAGAGAGCUUCAAGACGGCCAAGAAUAUCAGGACCUGGAUCAAAACAGCGACACCCCACUGAAGAGGAAAUCCCCCUAUAUACUAAAAAGGCAACUGCGCACCAACAAAUCAAGAAGGCCGUACAUUCUGAAGCGAAGUGCAUAUUACUAAUGUUCAACAACCACAUGCGGAAAGACAUUUUUACAUUUUGUGAACGUGUCUGUUUUCACUGUCAUAUCAUUGGUAGCAAGUGUAAUUGUGUAAUGUUUUAAGCUUGUUUAGCAAAACUUAUUUAAUUUAAUGUGAAGUUAGUCCCUUCUUCACUACGGGAUGGACAGUGUAGAUAAAAAAAGCAUUUAUUAAAUUUAUUCUAUGUUUAUUUAUUUAUCUUCUGAUGUAAAUCAUACUUAUUAAAACUCAUUAUGAUAUUGA
Triplophysa dalaica is the source of this 1270-nucleotide messenger RNA. It is a transcript of the gene nts, whose product is annotated as neurotensin. Gene Ontology annotation, cellular component: extracellular region. Gene Ontology annotation, molecular function: neuropeptide hormone activity. The transcript has 5 exons. The record is from RefSeq and is a predicted model, not a curated record. Lineage: Eukaryota; Metazoa; Chordata; Actinopteri; Cypriniformes; Nemacheilidae. Bases 488 to 1009 code for a protein of 173 amino acids.